Leptopilina boulardi is the source of this 636-nucleotide messenger RNA. RefSeq lists its product as uncharacterized. The record is from RefSeq and is a predicted model, not a curated record. The transcript is spliced from 4 exons. The coding region runs from base 96 to 608 and encodes 170 amino acids. NCBI's taxonomy places the organism in Eukaryota, Metazoa, Arthropoda, Insecta, Hymenoptera, Figitidae.
CUCACAGUUUUAAACGUAUAUAUAAAUGACAAAUUGUUGAAAUUUAUUACAUUUUCAUUAAGAAUUUGUAACUGUCUCCAUAUUAGAAUUCCAAGAUGUAUAAAAUUAUAUGUCUAUUUAUCGUUUAUUUUGCUGUUGGACAAGGAGACGAUAAUCGAUCAAUUCAAGUAAAAUGGGGAAAAAUUUAUCGAGGAUUGUCUCCUCUUCUAACAGUAAAAUGCAAUAAAAAUCAAACUACUAUUACUUGGAAUAAAUCGGUUUCUGACAAAGAAAAUGCUUUAAGAGCCACUUAUGAAUUUAACUAUAUCUCAAAAAACGUAACACGAUAUGCUAAUUCUUCAAAUUUGUGCAUUUCGGCAGAAAAAGAUAGUUUUGAAGAAGUUUUUCAGGCAUUUACAUUGAAAACCAUGGCAAAAGCCGACAGUUGUCCUAUUCAAAAGGGAACGGAAGUUUCUUAUUCGAUACCAUUCAAUUAUAGUUAUUCCAUUACUAAAUCAGGUGGAUGUGGUGAAUUUAGUGCAACAAUUAAAUUAUUUAAAAAAAGUCAUAAAACCAACUUAUUUCCAAUAUUGACAAAUAAGUUUGGAGGAAAUCUCGUUGGCUGUUAAACUAUGUCAUAAAUUCAAAAUGGCAGAU